AAAACACAGCAAAUCUUAUUAAGACCAGACAGUGAGAAGUGAGAACACACACUCUCGCACACACACUCUCUCUCUCUCUCACACAGACAGUGAGAGAAAGAAAGAAAGAAAAGAUUCUCUCCCACACACAACUCUCUUUCCCAUUUCAUCUUCUCCAAGAUUUCUCAUUUGUUCACUGCAAAGCUCGCCUCUUUAAUUUGCCUGACCUCGCCGGAAAACAAGACCCCCCCCCUGCAUUUUCGGGCAAACAACAUCCACGUUUACUUCAGCAUCCGGGCAGGCAAUAUAUAUCCCAUUGAUUCGAUGACACCUCAUAGCUUCCUUUGAUUAUUUCAAGCUUGAUAAUCCCAUUGUUUCUCCUAGUAUUCGGCCGGAUCCCACUUCAAGUGUACAUGCACAUUUACAUAAUUCAGAUGAAUAUUGAUAGCUUAUCAGUACAAUAAGAGACGACAGUGACAGCUGCAGCGGCUAGUAUAUAGUGAAGAGAUGUCGGUGUACGAUGCGGCGUUUGUGAACAGCGAGCUAUCUAAGCCAACCUCCAUAUUCGGCCUGCGGUUAUGGGUGGUAAUUGGGAUUUUUGUGGGAGCCGUGAUUGUUCUAAUCCUUUUCUUGUUGUCUCUUUGCAUCACCGCCUAUCGCCGCCGCACCAGCAGCACCGCUAAACUUCACCAUCCCGGAAAGUUUUCUGGUGCAGCCGAGCUGACCCCAGUUGUUUCCAAGGAAAUCCAAGAGAUCGUUCAUGAUUCCCACCCCGAUCACCGCCCCAUUGUCCCUCAGGCGUUGCCUGAGAUUCAGAUAGACAUGGGGAAGGUUGAGCACAGGGUGGUAUUUUCGGACAGGGGGGCAUCGAGUGGGGAGAGUAAGGCAACAAGUGGGGCGGAGACAGGGUCGUUCGGUGGUAGUGGGGCAUUGCCAGAGGUGUCCCAUCUGGGGUGGGGAAGGUGGUACACUUUGAGAGAGCUCGAGGCAGCUACCGAUAGGUUGUCUGAUGCGAAUGUGAUUGGAGAAGGUGGAUACGGGAUUGUGUAUCAAGGUAUUCUGGCUGAUAAUACCAGAGUUGCCGUGAAGAAUCUGUUGAAUAACAGGGGGCAAGCAGAGAGGGAGUUUAAGGUUGAGGUGGACGCUAUUGGGCGAGUGAGGCACAAGAAUCUUGUCAGGCUGCUGGGAUACUGUGUCGAAGGAGCUUAUCGAAUGCUUGUAUAUGAGUACGUGGACAAUGGGAAUUUGGAGCAGUGGCUCCAUGGAGAAGUAGGGGAAGUCAGUCCUUUGACUUGGGAUAUACGGAUGAAUAUAAUAUUGGGAACUGCAAAAGGUCUGGCAUAUUUGCAUGAUGGUCUUGAGCCAAAGGUUGUUCACCGUGACAUUAAAACAAGUAAUAUACUACUUGAUAGUCAGUGGAAUGCCAAGGUGUCAGAUUUUGGACUUGCAAAGCUGUUAAAUUCUGAAAGGACUUAUGUGACAACUCGUGUCAUGGGCACAUUUGGUUAUGUGGCACCAGAAUAUGCGUGCACUGGCAUGUUAAAUGAGAAAAGUGACGUUUAUAGCUUUGGAAUACUUAUCAUGGAGAUAAUUACUGGUAGAUCUCCAGUUGAUUAUAGCAGGCCACAGGGAGAGGUUAAUUUGGUGGAUUGGUUGAAGUCCAUGGUUGGAAAUCGAAAAUCUGAGGAAGUGGUGGAUCCUAAGUUGCCAGAAAUGCCUAGUUCAAAAGCACUUAAACGUGCUCUUCUGGUUGCCCUGAAAUGUGUUGAUCCUGAUGCCCAUAAGAGACCAAAAAUGGUGCACGUAAUCCACAUGCUGGAGGCAGAUGACCUGCUGUUUCGUGAUGAACGACGAAUUGGCAGAGAAUCUGCUGGUUCAAAUCGUGAGUACAAAGAAAAUAAUCUUGCUGGUUCCAAUCGUGAGUACAAAGAAAAUAAUCUUGCUGGAGCAAAACUAGUCAACCAACCAUACGGCAACGGUGCAUCUAAUAAUAGUGAAGGUGACAAUGGUACGAGCCAUGACUUGCCAUCUAGGUGGAGAUAAUAUUACGGAUGGGAGAUGUCAGUAAUAAUGUAGGUUUAUGCAAAUUUUGAUGCUUGCUAAUAAGCUUAUUGCUCUCAUUCCAUUAGUUUUGUAGGAUUUGUACUAGCUUCUUCUUUUUUUUGUGAUAUAAAAAUAUGAAAUCACCAUUGGAUUAUGCCUCAUAAGUUAUUGAAUCAGGUUUUAUUGUAUGCUAGAUUGGUUGACUGUUUUGUACUA
Coffea arabica (coffee) is the source of this 2238-nucleotide messenger RNA. Its product is annotated as probable serine/threonine-protein kinase At1g01540. Gene Ontology annotation, molecular function: ATP binding; protein kinase activity. Gene Ontology annotation, biological process: protein phosphorylation. NCBI's taxonomy places the organism in Eukaryota, Viridiplantae, Streptophyta, Magnoliopsida, Gentianales, Rubiaceae. The record is from RefSeq and is a predicted model, not a curated record.